Messenger RNA from Huiozyma naganishii CBS 8797, 2250 nucleotides. It is a transcript of the gene PMT6, whose product is annotated as dolichyl-phosphate-mannose-protein mannosyltransferase PMT6. Lineage: Eukaryota; Fungi; Ascomycota; Saccharomycetes; Saccharomycetales; Saccharomycetaceae. Gene Ontology annotation, cellular component: endoplasmic reticulum; membrane. The transcript has a single exon. Gene Ontology annotation, biological process: protein O-linked glycosylation via mannose. The coding region runs from base 1 to 2250 and encodes 749 amino acids. The record is from RefSeq and is a predicted model, not a curated record. Gene Ontology annotation, molecular function: dolichyl-phosphate-mannose-protein mannosyltransferase activity.
AUGUCCAGCUUUCAGUUGAAUGAGGAUCGGGAUAAUCUACGGAAAAGGAAAACGGACGAACCGCUUCCAAUUGACCCCAAUGACGGGAUUAUAGUAGAUCGCGACGUGAAGAAGACAUUACCUGCAACAGGAUACGGAACGUGGAAACAUAUCUUGUUGGAUGUUGUUGGACCUCUGGCGUUAACGUUUCUCUCGUUCUACCUACGAUUUUAUAGAAUUGGGAAGAACAAUAACGUAGUGUGGGAUGAGGCACAUUUUGGUAAAUUUGGCUCAUAUUAUCUAAAGCACGAGUUUUACCACGACGUCCACCCUCCUCUGGGUAAAAUGCUUAUUGCAUUGAGUGAAUGGCUUACUGGAUUUGAUGGUGAUUUUGCUUUUGAGUCUGGCGCCACUUACAAAAAUGGUAUGAACUACGUGUUUAUGAGGAAAUUUAAUGCCACCUUCGGUGCUCUAUGUGUCCCAGUGACCUUCUUCACUUCCAAGUGGCUGGGAUUUGCUUAUCCAACGAUGUAUCUGGUAACAACGAUGGUUACACUGGAACAUUCUUUUAUAGUUCUUUCAAAGUUCAUAUUGCUGGAUUCGAUGCUUCUUUUCUUCACUGCAACUACGUUUGCCUGCAUGGCCAAGUUACACAAUCUUAGGAAUACACAGUUUACUCGCACUUGGUCACUUUGGAUGCUUCUUACUGGUCUCUCCAUUGGAUGUGUGUGUUCAGUAAAAUGGGUUGGUAUAUUGGUCACAGCGGUGGUAGGCCUCUACACCAUCAUAGACCUCUUCAGACUGUUUCACGACAAGUCUGUAACCCGAUUACAAUACACCAAGCAUUGGAUUAUCCGGAUAUUGGAUCUGAUAUUGAUCCCAUUCUUGGUGUACCUUUUCUGCUUCAAGAUUCAUUUUGCAUUGCUUUACAAGUCAGGUACAGGUGACGCGUCGACCAACUCAUUAUUUCAGGUAAACUUGGAAGGAACUCAAAUCCAAAACAGCCCUCGCGAUGUGAUGUUUGGGUCUGUUGUAACAAUACGGUCCCAUGGACUGAGCCCAAACCUAUUACACUCCCACAUACAGUCCUACCCAGACGGGUCAAGACAGGGUCAGGUUACUGGUUACGGCCAUUCGGAUAGCAACAAUAAUUGGCAGUUUCAGUUUGCCAGAACCUCUGGCAUUCAUCUUGACGAGAAUGGAAAAACUCCAAAUGGAGAAUUGAUACCUGUUGUAGAUGGACUAACGGUAAGACUAGUACACAACAACACUCGCUCCAACUUGCAUUCUCAUGAAAUACCUUCCCACGUCUCUCGCGGUAACUUCGAAGUCAGCCGAUACGGUUCUGAGACGAAAGGUGAUGAAAAGGAUGAUUGGGUUAUUGAGAUCGUGGAUCAGCUACGGUCGUCGAAUUACGACUUCCCCGAGGAAGAUCCUUCAAUGCUGCAUCCUAUUUCAACAUUUUUUAGAUUGAGACACAAAGAGCUUGGCUGCUAUUUAUCUUCCACAGGGAUGGCAUAUCCUCAAUGGGGGUUUUCGCAAGCUGAAAUCGUGUGCAAGUAUUCAUGGAGUAAAAGGGAUAAAUCUACAUGGUGGAAUGUCGAAGAUCAUUGGAAUGACCAAUUAGAAGCCGAUGAGGACUACAGCCCGCCAGCUUCUAAGUUUUGGACAGAUUUCAUUUUAAUAAACUUUGCUAUGGCUUCGUCGAAUAAUGCGUUAAUACCGGAUCCAGACAAAUAUGACAACCUUGCCUCCGAGGCCUGGGAAUGGCCAAUUCUAUACACCGGGCUCAGACUGUGUGGAUGGGAUCUAAGCAACACUAGGUACUAUUUGUUGGGUUCUCCAUUCAACACUUGGGCGUCAACUCUAACAAUUAUACUGCUGCCAUUAUUGCUCUUCUCAAUAUUUUACCAAUGGAGAAGACAAACUAUUCAAAUAACUGAACCGCACUGGUGGACCCUCAUCAUGCAAUGUGGCUUCCCACUUGUGGGCUGGUUGUCACACUACUUACCAUUUGUUGUCAUGGGACGAGUUACCUAUGUGCAUCAUUAUGUUCCUGCGCUGUACUUUGCGAUCAUGGUCUUUGGAUUUGCCAUGAACUACUGGGUGUACCCAAAACAUCCUUUGAUAAGCAUACCUGUUUACCUUGCAAUGUUCUCUGGCUGCAUCUAUAUCUACUACUACUUCUCUCCGCUGUGCCAAGGAAUGGACGGUGCGCCAAUGAAGUACUUAUACUUAGAGUGGUUCCGUUCAUGGGAUAUUGUUGUGUAG